Messenger RNA from Aspergillus fijiensis CBS 313.89, 969 nucleotides. Its product is annotated as WW domain protein. NCBI's taxonomy places the organism in Eukaryota, Fungi, Ascomycota, Eurotiomycetes, Eurotiales, Aspergillaceae. Bases 92 to 886 code for a protein of 264 amino acids. Gene Ontology annotation, molecular function: protein binding. The transcript is spliced from 3 exons. The record is from RefSeq and is a predicted model, not a curated record.
UUCAUUCUCUCUUCCCUUCUAAAUCUUCUCUCUCCCAUCCACUCCUCUAUCUGUUGCUCUAAUCGUCACCACGAGUGCAGAAUCAACCACAAUGUCUUACUACGGAGGACAGCCUUACUACCAGGAGCGCCCUCCUUAUGAGCGCCCCCCCUACGACGCCCCGCCCGCCGACAGACCUCCCUACGAGCGCCCCCCAUAUGACAGACCUCCUUAUGACCGCCCGCCUUCCGACAGACCUCCCUACCAGGGCUCCCCUUACGAGAGACCUCCCUACCAGGGUGGUCCCCCUCCAGAGCGUCCUCCCUACGAAGGCGCCGACCGCUCUUACGACUCUCGCCCUCCAUACGCCAGCCCUCCCUCGUCCUUCCGGCCUCCCCCGGUUCCCCCCCCUCCUCUUCCCAUGGGCUGGACCCAGGAAUGGGAGCCCAGCGCCCGCCGUGCUUUCUUUGUCGAGGUCGCUACCGGCCGCUCCCAGUGGGAGCCUCCUCUAGGGGACUCCGACGGCUCCCGUGACCUGGCGCCUGCCGGACCUCCGGGCGGAUACUAUGGUGCUUCUUCACCUGCUCCUCCUCCGCCGGAGGGCGGAUACUACCCCCCUCCCCAGCAGGGUGGAUACUACCCACCCCAGCAGGGCGGUGAAUACGUCGACCCCGAGGAGCAGAAGAAGAACGAGCGCAAGAAGAUGAUGCUUGGUGCUGCCGGUGGCCUGGCCCUCGGUGUUGCCGCUGGUGCUCUCAUCAACCACGAACUGGAGGAGCACUCGAGCUCGAGCGACGAGGAGCGUGAAGGCUCCCCCCAGCGUGAGAUCUACCACGAGCGUGAAGUAUACAUCGAGCGUGACGUUGAGCGUGAUGAGGAGCCUGCCUACGAGCCCGAUGACUGGUAGUGAAUGUUCAAUAAACGAAAUAAAGACCAAUCCAAAAACAAAGAAGAAGCCAACGAACCUACUAACAAAACCCCAAAUCAACC